AUGGCUCCUCCCUGGGUCUUGCUCGACCGCAAAGUGGACUUCGUUGAUGGAAAAGUUGCCGUAGGCGCCUGGAACUGGAAAGCAGCAGCCGCAAUCGGCGGAUCGAGCGGAGAGCAGAGUCAGGAAGAGGUAGCGGCGGCCAUGGAGGCGCAUCCGCUGGUCGCCGACCCCCCUGAAGUAACCUGCUUGUCCGUGCUGCAGGAGAUUCCCGACCAGUUGCAAAGAGAAAAGGGUGGCAUGAUCUCGAGCACCGACAAGGGCCUCGUCGUCCUCUACACCGGCAUGUACCGACCUGGCAACGGUGCGCACAAUCUGGCCGGAUGCUACCUGGUUUACGACGCGUCGAGCAACUCCGUCUCCGCGAUUCCUCAGCUUGAUCCACCCACCACCGGAAGCCUGUAUCGGGUUUUGCCCACUAUCAAGUGCCUUGGGCUCAGCGCUGCCAUCCUGCGCCACGGCCACGGUGGGGAGGGCGCCUACGUUCUCGCCGAGCUCGUCACCACGUUCCACCCCGGGCUCCCCGACGCCGAGCUCUACCAGUGGUCGUCAUCCACAUCCAUUGCGAACUCGGGCGGUGAGUGGAUGCGGACGGCGGUGCGUCUCCCGCUCCCUCCCGAGCUGUGUGGGCCCACGUACUUCUUCGAGAUCGACAUGACGUUCUCGUUUGAGGGCUCACACAUUUGCUGGGUUGAUCUCCUCACUGGCGUCUUGAUCUGUGACCUGUUCAAGCCCCAAGGGCCUGAGUUCAGUUUCAUCCCGUUGCCACAAGGGUGCUCCUUGUAUACCCCCGACAAUAUCCGACUUGGGAUGAAUACACAAGAGUUCCGUUCCAUGGGUUGCGUCUGCGGCGCCAUCAAGUUUGUCGCGUUGAUCGGCUACCCUGAAGGUUCGUCUAACAAUGAAGUAGUGUUGAAAACCUGGACUUUGUCCCCUGAUUUGAAAGAGUGGAAGAAAGGCUCAACUGUACUUGUGGGAGAUCUCUGGGAAAGCGAGAGCUUUAGGCAAAUGGAGCUGCCGCGGGUCAGGCCAAUGUUCCCUGUCCUCAGCAUGAAUGAAGAUGAUAUCAUUUAUGUUUUUCUGAAUGAUAUUAAGUAUGUGGACACGGUGGAUGAUUUCGGGCAGAUUAUUGGGAGACAGCUGGUGCUCAAUGGCCAUUAUGUGCUUCGCCUUGACUUGGUGCAAAACAAGGUCCUGUACUUCAAAAGGAGCACUACAAACAAUUUGGCAUUGCUUGCGCCCACUCUACUGGCUAGUGACUUCAGUGCAUACCUACAUGGCUCCAAGGACCGCCAGAGAGAGGAAGAAGCAAGUAAAAUGGAGUUAGCUUGAAGCAGACCAAGUACUGAAUGAAGAUUCUAGGAAGAUACAAGCAUGAUGAGCUACUGUGAACUGAAUGAAUGAGCC
This is a messenger RNA of Setaria italica (foxtail millet), 1404 nucleotides long. RefSeq lists its product as uncharacterized. Bases 1 to 1329 code for a protein of 442 amino acids. The transcript has 2 exons. Lineage: Eukaryota; Viridiplantae; Streptophyta; Magnoliopsida; Poales; Poaceae. The record is from RefSeq and is a predicted model, not a curated record.